GUCCGAAAAAGAAGACUUCGCACGAGGCGACCCGCGAGUGCCCGAUAAUUUCUACAGAGCUGCUUUUCGACGCAUUUCCGGCCGUAACUAGUGCCUCCCGGAACCGUAAAGUAUGUGCAAAGUGUCCGCGGGGUUGUGUUGGCCGCGCGCAGCGAAAAAUUUGCCACAUCCGGGUCGGAUUUGGUGGUGAAAAAGCGAUUUGAAAAACGCGCCUCCCGAAGCGCGACAGGAGGCAAAAAUUUUGACGAAUCUGCUGGCUGAGGAGGGUGGUGAAGUUGCUCUCGGCCUGCUGUGGUGCGGUGGUUGGUGGGUUGAAGUUGGAGUGUGCGUAACAUCAAGAGUGGAGUGAGGCAGUAGUCAGCGAGAAGGAAAAAAAAAGUGAGGCAAAAAGAAGAUUGAAAAAGUGCCGUGGCCUUCUUCGUUUCGCGCGGAAAGUGAGGGGAUUGACGUAGGAACUGGUGGCCGAUUCCGAACCGGACCAGAUGCCCGUCCAGAUGGUGUGCGACUCGACAUCCCUGGUCAGUGCGGCCUUGCGGGAUUCGCUGCCAACCGGCGGAGGUCCCAGCAGUAGCAGCGGUGGCGGUAACAACUCCGUGACAACUUCCGGCUUCCUCGAGCCCGACGAGGACAUUGACCGGAUCGAGAGCACGCUGGCCGUGGCCAUCAAGCGGAACCAGUUGCGACCGAUCCGGUACGAAGAAGUUCCCGGAUUCGGGCAGGAGUUGGACAGCCUAAAGUCCAAGUACACGGUGCUAAAAACCACCUCCUCUAGCGCUGGAACGACCGUCAAUGGCAUCAACGGUAGUAGUGGUGGCAGCAGCAGUCUCAUGAAUGGCGGUUCCAUGGCCAAGCCGACGUCGACGUCAGACAGCAACGGCAUCGGCGCCACACAGCAAAAUGGUCCACAGAGCGCGGGGAAGGAUCAGCUGCCGGUGCCGAAGCGGGUGUUGUACGCCCGCGAUAAUGUGCAGAUCGGGUGGAAGGCCACGGGUCGGAAGUGGCAGACCGGGGCCGGGAUGACCAACGUCGGGAACACGUGCUACCUUAACUCGACACUGCAGGCGCUGUUUCACGUGCCGGCGAUCGCCAACUGGCUCAUAUCGGAUGUGACCCAUCGGGAACGGUGCGACGACAGCAACGGGCAGGGGGGUUGUAUAAUCUGCGCCAUGGCCAAGACGUUGCUGGCGUCGCAGUCGCAGAACCAGGGCGCCAUCAAGCCCUACCUGGUGUACUCGAAGUUGCGGCUGGUGUGCAAACAUUUGGUGCUGGGUCGCCAGGAGGAUGCGCACGAGUUCCUGCGCUACCUGGUCGAGGCCAUGGAGAAGAGCUACCUGGCCAGGUUCAAGAACAGCAAGGAGUUUGAUCAGCUCACGAAGGAGACCACCCCGCUAAAUCAGAUCCUCGGCGGUUACCUCCGGUCGGAGGUAAAGUGUCUCUCCUGUCAGCACAUCUCGACCACGUUCCAGCACUUUGAGGAUCUGCUGCUGGACAUCCGGAAGGCCAACUCGAUCGAGGACGCGCUGGAUGUGUACUUUGCGCGGGAACGCCUCGAGGAGAACCAGUACAAGUGCGAGGCGUGCAAGAAGCGGGUCGCGGCCACCAAGCAGUUCUCCCUCGAGCGAGCCCCCUUUGCGCUCUGCAUCCAGCUGAAGCGGUUCUCCAUGAUGGGCGGCAAGAUCAACAAACACGUCGACCUGCGGAACCGGUUGGACCUGUCGCCGUACUGCAAAACCGGCAAGCUCACCUACCGACUCGUGUCGAUGGUGACCCACCUCGGAAACACCCAGCACUGUGGCCACUACACCGCCAUCGGUGGCACCGAGUCCGGCUCGUACUACGUCUUCGACGACAGCUCGGUGCGGCCAAUCGCGAUGCAGAACGUCACCAGCACCAACGCCUACAUCAUAUUCUACGAGCUAGAAAGUGUUCAAAAUGGUAUCAAAAGCACCGCCAGCAGCACUGCCACCUCGGCCUCGUACGCCGCUUCCGCCAGCACGACGGGGAGUAGUUCCUCCGGCAAGCAACUGCUCGGGAGUAAUUCCGGCGCCCCCGCCGGAUCCACUACUGCGUCGCCCCUCCGAGUUUUGGGGGCUAGCGGCCAGUCUGGCCACAACCCUCUUCUCCCGAGCAAGCUGGAAAACCGGCCCGGCUUUAUUGGGCCAGUGCUGCCUGGGCAGCCGCAGCACCAAACCCCGCAGGAGAAAGCCAAAAAGCUGGCUAACGGGCUAAGCAAUCACCACAUCCACUUCAACGACGCGGAAGACGACUUUGGUGAACCGACCUCGCGCCUCUCCCCCGUCUCCUCAACCACCUCGUCCCUCUCCAGCCCCUCCCCGAACAAGCAGUCCCGCCCAACGACGCUCCCAAGCCCCAAAAAACCCACCCCCGCAAGCCCAGCCAGCGUCAAGAACCGCUUCGGCAUGACGAUAACCACAAACGGUGUCAGUUCCACCGCCGCCGCCAGCAGCACCUCCAACGGUACCUCCCAAAAGCCUUCUACUUCUUCCGCGUCGUCGUCGUCUGCGUUGACGGCCUCGACAUCCGCUCCCACACUGCCAUCCAUGCCUAAACUUUGCAACAGUUCUGCAGCAGCGAAGAACGGCGAAAGCAGCGGCGGCACCUCGAGUACAGUGGGGCUCAACGGCAACAUCAAGUCGGCCUCCACGACGGCCCUCAGCAACGGUCACAAAGCGGUUCGGCUAGUCCCGUACGAUGACGGCGACGACGACGAUGAUGACGAGGAGGAGGUGCUGGAGCAGCGUCGGAUUGGUUCCAACGGUCACAACCGAGUUCAGCAGCACGACAGUGACGAGGAUGAGGAACGAUUACACCCGAGCGCGGGAAAUCCGAAAUCGGUCGCCCCCGACGAGGAGGAGGACUCGUCCUGCUCGCCCAAGUCCCCGCCCGUCAUCAAGUCCAAAACGGGCCUCUGGAAGGUGAGCGACAACCGCCCGGGCAGCAGCAGCAGUAGCAGUGCCAACAGCAGCAAAAACGCAUCCCCGGCCACGUCCGGCAACUCGUCGCCGGCCAACUACCAGAACCACAACGGGAACGCGACGUCAACCGUUACAAACGGCAGAAACGGCCCACUAGCCUCCGGCUAUCAAACCAACGGCCGCCAGCAGCAACCGUACCAACAGCAGCAGCAACCCUACCAGGGCAACGCGUUCAACUUUAACGGGUACAACCGAAACGGUAAUGCCAACCAGUCGGACGUGGUCAACCAGCUGCAAAAGUUUUCCCACCGCGGGUACGGGGCGCCGGUGCGCAGCUGGAACGGCCAGCAGACGCACAUGGACCGGGAGUUGGCGCUGGAGCGGCGCGAGGACCGCAAACGGCAGAUGGAGGACGAUCGCGAGACGGAAAUGGACCGCGGCCGGACGAAGAAGGUCAAGACGAACUUUUACCAGGGUAACGGUAACAGCGGCGGUGGCGGCUACCAGCAGCAGCGGGAUGGCGGCAAUCCGUUCCAGAGCUAUCAGAAUAAUCAGAUGAACGGAGGGGGAGGCAUGAACAAUAAUGGCAAUGGCAACAACAACCGGAAGUGGAACAAUAAUGGCUACAAUGGGAAUGGUGGGCAGAGGCAGCAGAAGUUUUGCGAUUCUAACCGCAACGGGGGAAACUACUACCAGAACGGGAACAACUACCACCGGAACCAGAAUGGGUUUCGCAACGGUGGCCGUGGGCGUAAUGGAUUUUUUAACAAGUCGUAUAAUCAUCAUCAGCGCGAUAACGUUGGCACUAGCAAUGGCUAUCACAACAACCGAUAGGCGGCGACGACAACAAAUCUUCGGCGAGGAAGGAGAUGUUCCGGAACCACCGGAACGGCAGCUGCGACAGUUGCGCGAGGAGCAAACCUUGGAUUAGGAGCAAACAAGUGGUGUGGAGUGUGUGCAAGAAGUGAGUUGCAAGAUUAAUAUUAUUAUUUUGCUUUCCAUCGAAUCAAAUUUUAAUUUUAGUCAGUAAACCAGAGUUUUCACCUUUCCAAAAAGAAAAAAACAAAAAAAAACCGCGCGAAAAAGAAGCAAACGUUAAACAUUAUCAUUGUUUUCAUUUUUACCCGUUGUGUAAAUGUGUAAACUUUAAGGCAAAUAGAUAGAGAGUGCAAAAGAGAGCGAGCGAUCCUUUUAAAGGGGAAUAAACGGGAGAGAGAGGGAACGUUUGUUGAUAGUUUUUAUUUUUUGUUUGUUAUUGGCAUAAUCCUACUUUCUUUUUUUCGUUUCACACGCUUUUCCCUUUCCUAUCCAAAUACAAAAGAAAGGAAAUGAAAUGAACAGCCAGAAAGCAUUUUUAUACAAGAAACACGAAUGUUUUUUUAUUUUCUAUAAAAUAUAUACUAACUGUACUCUGUACACUGCAAGUAGGCAAGUAAGUAUCGCUAACAAAAAAAAAACAGAAUUAAUGUAAAUUGUUCAGAAUUCUUGUAGCUCUUUACCACACCCAAACCUAGUGCAUAUAAAAUUGAAUUGGAAUGGAAAUCAAGGAAAAAACAACAACAACAAAAUAAGAGAAAAGUUUGUAAAUAAAGAAAAACAAUGCAAAAAAAUAAGAUGAAAAAAAUACCUCUGAAUCACGCGCUCUUGAAGAAAUGCAAAUCGUUGAAAACAACUUACAUUUAUAUACAUAGCUAUAUUAUAAACAGCAAAACAGUGAAUAAAUAAACUAGACUAGACAAUUACGGCAAGAAAAAAAAACACGUCAUUUAGAAAACAUUGAAUAAAUAACCCAAAAGAAAAGAAAAACAACAACAAUUAGUCAAAAUUCCCAGCGCAACAGAAAAAGAAAAAAACGCAGUUCCUUUUGGUUAUUCAUGCUCUCGACGUGCGCGCUUGCGUGCGCGGGAAUGAUUACUGAAGAAAAAAAAAUAUCGCAUUAUUUUACAGUCAAAUCAAUCAAAAGAAAAAAAAGAAUUGUAGGAAUGAAAUCACGAAAUGUACACUUACAGAGUGGAUUAAGAAAAUUAAAACUUAUUAAAGACAAGGAUAAAAUCUGAAUCAUUAGAAAAUCACGUUUGAAGUAAAAAGUGAACACAGUUACUGUAAAUAGGCUAUAUCUAAUUAAUUAUACUAAAGUCUUUAUCUUUACGAAAGAUUAAAAACAACCUGCAAAAAGAAGAAGAAAAAAAA
Culex pipiens pallens (northern house mosquito) is the source of this 5126-nucleotide messenger RNA. It is a transcript of the gene scny, whose product is annotated as ubiquitin carboxyl-terminal hydrolase 36. Bases 483 to 3770 code for a protein of 1095 amino acids. The record is from RefSeq and is a predicted model, not a curated record. Gene Ontology annotation, biological process: regulation of apoptotic process; protein deubiquitination. The transcript is spliced from 4 exons. Gene Ontology annotation, cellular component: nucleus; cytosol. Gene Ontology annotation, molecular function: cysteine-type deubiquitinase activity; cysteine-type endopeptidase activity. NCBI's taxonomy places the organism in Eukaryota, Metazoa, Arthropoda, Insecta, Diptera, Culicidae.